Messenger RNA from Symbiodinium natans, 342 nucleotides. NCBI's taxonomy places the organism in Eukaryota, Dinophyceae, Suessiales, Symbiodiniaceae. The record is from the annotation of a GenBank genome assembly.
AUGGCAAAGUUUCCAGAUCAGCCUUCAGCUUUGCACGCUACCCGGAAGCCUCGUGCAGGAGAGCAAGCUGGAGCGGGGUAUCAUUUCGUGACCGACGAGCAGAUGCAGCCAGACACAGAUGCUGGGCUCUUUGGAACGUCCUUUGAGAUAGUUUCAGCUGCGACUUUGGAUGGGGAAGUGCGUUCACGUGACAUUGACCUCCAGGGUGCUGUGGCCUUACGCAGGUCUGCCCUGACAAGUGUUGUGGUAGUUUUUGCGCCGCCCACAGCACUGGUUAUGGAGCUAAAGUUGUCCGACGCAAGUUAUAUUACAGGGGCUGCGACAGAAGUCAAGAUGCAAUAG